GGCUGCUGGAAUCAUGUGAAAGGCGGUUAUGGCGGCCAUGUGACCUGCGUCCUGUCCAUUUCACCGCGACCCCGCGCAGGCCAGUCCGCCGUCCUGCUCUCCCAUGUUCCGCAUCACCCCCGCCCUCUGGGAGAGGAUCCACCACUAUGCCUCCUUUCCCCAGACUGGAGUCUCUCUCCAGCAGAUGGUCCUCUUCGGACAGAAUCCGAGUCAGGGAACGCUCUUCGGAGCGAGUCAGUUCUUGCUCGAGGAGCUCCCCGUGCGCCUCGCACACCGCGUAAAGGAGCUCGACCAGUUGCCCCACAACCUCAGCGCGAUGCCUUCCAUCAACAGGGUAAAGGAGUGGUAUGCUCAGUCUUUUGAGGAACUCAUCUCGUUCCCGACACCAAAGCUACCCCGGCAUAUCCGCGACGCGCUCUCGGCAUCAAACUCCGAGACUGUCCUCCCGGAGUCCACGCCAAAUCCCUCCCUCCCCUUUUUUGUCGACGACUACGGAGGGCCUACGGGCACAGGACUGGGGCUUGCGUCGGGGACGAAGGUCGGCAACUCGAAUGGGCAGAAGCACAAGAUGCGUAUUCCAAUGGAGCGGAGAUACUACGCGAACACAUCGAAGGUUGAGUGGCCACCCGAAGUCCAGGAAUUCAACCGCAGAUUCACCAAGACGCUGGAGUACAUCAAGCGGCGGCACGACCCAACAGUCACAACCGUCGCUCAGGGUGUCCUCGAGUGGAAACGAAGUCAGAAUGCGCGCAAUAUCAAUCUCGACGUGCAACAUUGGCUCGAUCGGUUCUACCUUUCUCGAAUAGGAAUCCGGUUCCUCAUCGGACAACGUGCGAGGUUCGCGUUCUGGCCCUGCAUCUGUGCUCAUAGCGUUACAGACAUUGCCUUGAACACACUGCAACCACACCCGGAUUACGUUGGGAUUAUCUGCACAAGAGCGAAUGUACACGACAUUGUGCAAGAAGCGAUCGAGAACGCCCGCUUUGUCUGCGAGGAACACUAUGCCAUGUUCAAAGGACCGCCGGUGCAAUUAAUCUGUCCGAAAGACCUGCACUUUGCCUACGUCCCGGGCCAUCUGUCGCACAUCUGCUUCGAGCUGCUGAAGAACUCGCUCCGGGCGGUCGUCGAGCGCCUGGGGCCUGAGCACGAAGACAGCUUCCCGCCGAUCAAGGUCAUCGUCGUCGAGGGCAAGGAAGACAUCACCAUCAAGAUCUCCGACGAGGGCGGCGGCAUCCCGCGCAGCGCGAUCCCGCUCAUCUGGACAUAUAUGUACACCACCAUGGAGGCGCAGAACAUCGACCAGGACUUCCAGGCUAGUGACUUCAAGGCGCCCAUGGCGGGCUUCGGAUAUGGCCUACCGCUGUCGAGAUUGUACGCACGAUACUUCGGCGGUGACCUGCGCCUCAUUUCGAUGGACGGCUUCGGUACCGAUGUCUACAUCCAUCUCAACCGGCUGUCCAGCAAUCGGGAACCCCUGCCCUGAGCGCGGCGCACGCACUCUCACAAGGCUUACCAUAUUCACCCAUAUUCGUCCAUUGCAUUGCAUUGCAUCGUCGUCACGCUGUACCAACUUACUGAAGCAUGUACCAUACGUCCGCCACGUCCACUCACGCAUUCCUC
Messenger RNA from Rhodofomes roseus, 1620 nucleotides. Its product is annotated as alpha-ketoacid dehydrogenase kinase. Gene Ontology annotation, molecular function: pyruvate dehydrogenase (acetyl-transferring) kinase activity. Gene Ontology annotation, biological process: regulation of glucose metabolic process; protein phosphorylation. The transcript is spliced from 8 exons. Gene Ontology annotation, cellular component: mitochondrion. Bases 104 to 1483 code for a protein of 459 amino acids. The record is from RefSeq and is a predicted model, not a curated record. NCBI's taxonomy places the organism in Eukaryota, Fungi, Basidiomycota, Agaricomycetes, Polyporales, Fomitopsidaceae.